This is a messenger RNA of Neoarthrinium moseri, 594 nucleotides long. RefSeq lists its product as uncharacterized. Gene Ontology annotation, cellular component: nuclear cap binding complex. Gene Ontology annotation, biological process: mRNA cis splicing, via spliceosome. The record is from RefSeq and is a predicted model, not a curated record. Gene Ontology annotation, molecular function: RNA cap binding. The transcript has 3 exons. Bases 1 to 594 code for a protein of 197 amino acids. NCBI's taxonomy places the organism in Eukaryota, Fungi, Ascomycota, Sordariomycetes, Amphisphaeriales, Apiosporaceae.
AUGCGUGGAGGAUACAGAAGCACAGUCGAGAGACUGGACAGGCCCAGUGCCUACUAUCAGGGCAGGAACAAGCGCAGAAGGCCGGAUCGCGGUCGAGAGGAUCGCGAUGGGGACGCAGAGAUGGCCGACAAGCCCGAGGAGAAGCCCGAGGAGGACCCUCUGGCCAAUGCGACCACCCUCUACGUUGGCAACCUCUCAUUCUACACCACCGAGGAGCAGGUCUACGACCUCUUCUCGCGGUGCGGCGAGGUCAAGCGGCUGAUCAUGGGGCUGGACCGGUUCCAGAAGACCCCCUGCGGCUUCUGCUUCGUCGAGUACUACACGCACCAGGACGCCCUGGACUGCCUCAAGUACAUCGGCGGCACCAAGCUGGACGAGCGCAUCAUCCGCACCGACCUGGAUCCGGGCUUCGAGGAGGGCCGCCAGUACGGCCGCGGCAAGUCGGGCGGCCAGGUCCGCGACGAGUACCGCGACGACUUUGACGAGGGCCGCGGCGGUCUCGGCCGUGCCAUCCAGAGCGAGCGCAUGCGCGAGGUCGACCGCCAUCGCGAGGCCGACCAGCGCAUGGAGGAUGACUACGGCAAGACGAGAUAG